AUGUGUGCAGCGAUUACCCACCACGGCAUCAUUCAUCACCAUACUACCCUUGGCCCCUACAACACCACCCAUCUGAUCCCAUUCCUGGACACCCUACACAACACACUCAUUCCACCAGAUCAGCAUAUUCCCAGGGUCAGCGAACAGGACAUCAGCAGCUGCCAGUGGCUCCUUACCGGAGCUAACAUUGGCAAUGAGAUGCGCAGCAUCGAGUUCAAACUAGGCAGAGGAAGUUACAUGGCGAAGAUUUUCAGCAAACAGGUCUUGAAGUAUGGCUGUGCCUUCCUUAACAUCGGGGGAGGGAGUCUGCUGGUCGGAGUGCAGGACAACGGAGUGGUCUGCAGUUUGUUCUUCAACCAUAAGAAGGAGGACCGGACCCGCCUGCACGUGGACGACAUGGUCAAAGAUUUCAAACCUCCGCUCCUUCCCCACAACUACAGCCUGCGCUUCCUGCCUGUGAUAACGCCUGGCAGGCAACAACACUGCCUCAAAGUGCUGUGCCUCACCUUCCAAGCGCCUCCGGCCUUCGCCGAACCAACCCUUUAUCGGGUUGGCCUGGACCAGGUGUACAGUCCCUGA
This is a messenger RNA of Etheostoma spectabile (orangethroat darter), 579 nucleotides long. RefSeq names its product schlafen-like protein 1. Lineage: Eukaryota; Metazoa; Chordata; Actinopteri; Perciformes; Percidae. The transcript has 3 exons. The coding region runs from base 1 to 579 and encodes 192 amino acids. The record is from RefSeq and is a predicted model, not a curated record.